This is a messenger RNA of Danaus plexippus (monarch butterfly), 930 nucleotides long. RefSeq lists its product as uncharacterized. Gene Ontology annotation, cellular component: plasma membrane. The transcript has 2 exons. Gene Ontology annotation, molecular function: olfactory receptor activity; odorant binding. Gene Ontology annotation, biological process: sensory perception of smell; detection of chemical stimulus involved in sensory perception of smell. The record is from RefSeq and is a predicted model, not a curated record. The coding region runs from base 1 to 930 and encodes 309 amino acids. Lineage: Eukaryota; Metazoa; Arthropoda; Insecta; Lepidoptera; Nymphalidae.
AUGGAUAUAAUUGAUGAGUAUCUUUUAUGUGACAAAUUAGUUUCAAGAGGCACACGCUUUGAAAAGAACUUAUCAUGGAAGCUGAGGGAAAUAAAGAAACGGGCUUUAGUUGUCUGGAUCGUGUUGAUUGGGAACGCCGCACUUUACGUUACGGUACCCAUCUUCAUACCAGGGAGACAUUUCACUGAAGAUCUAUUCGUAUUAUAUGGAUUAGAACCAAUGUUCGAAACGCCAAAUUACGAAAUUUCGUUUAUAAUUUUGGUAGCGGGAGUAUACUUUGCCGUCUUCACUUUAGUGCACACAACAAUUUUUACAAUAAUCAUUAUUGGAUAUCUUGAAGCGAUAUUGUUGGCUCUGAGUGAGGAGAUGGAUCAUAUUUGGGAUGAUAGCGAAAACUUCUAUAAAAAGCAGAAAGAUGCAAUCAAUACAAUACAAUAUAUACAAAGUGCAAUCUACACGAAAGACGUGUUGAAAAAUGCUUUCAUAAAAUAUCGACUCGGUCAUAUCAUACAAUUUCAAAUCGUUACUUUGAAACUCAAAAGGAAGAUUGAUAAGGAGCUAAGUGUAUUUUUUAUGGUGGAAUUCCUUUUCUUGGCCGUUGCUAUCGUCGCUGAACUGAUUGGGGGUUUAGAAAACACAUAUCUAGAAGUUCCGUAUACUGGUGGCCAAGUGUUCAUAACAUGUCUUAUAGGGCAGAGACUUGUUGAUGCGGGUAUCGCUUUCAAGCGGUCCCUCUACGGAUGCAGAUGGGAAAAUUUUAAUACAUCUAACCAAAAAAUGAUUUUGCUAAUGUUGCAAUUUUCUCAGAAGACGUUAACAUUAUCGGCCGGUGGUAUUACAGUUUUGAGUUUUCCUUGCUUAAUGUUCAUCAUGAAAUCCACGUACUCUGCUUAUACGACUUUAAAAUCAUCUGUCUAUAAAUCACCAUAA